AUGGCUCGGACUUUCGCGCAGACAGUGGACGUGGUGAGGCAAUCGCCGCUCAUGAAACAGCCUACGGCGGAAGAGGUUCAAGAGGAAGAAUGCUCUGGGAGCUUUGAGGAUGGCUGUGUGGAGGUGGGUGAGACUUUGGGCUCCCUCCGCAUGGAGGCCUUCGAGAUCAGUGAUGCACUCUCGCAGGAGGCCAUGUCAGAAAUGAGGAGCUUCAACUUCUGUCGCUCAGCACGCAAGUCCAUUCUAUUGAGCCUGGGCGUCUCAGAAGGCGCAGCGCCCUCACCCGAGAUGACGCAGGAC
Messenger RNA from Symbiodinium sp. CCMP2456, 300 nucleotides. The record is from the annotation of a GenBank genome assembly. Lineage: Eukaryota; Dinophyceae; Suessiales; Symbiodiniaceae.